AAUGGUAACGGCCCGUUUCCGGGGUGGAGCUAGGGAGGGCGGGAGUUUAGGCUGCGCCGACCCCUCAGCCCCCCUCCAGGAGACGUUCGGAACCCAGGACAUGUCGGGAUUGAGGAGAUACGAGGUGGCGCUGGAGGCGGAGGAGGAGAUCUACUGGGGCUGUUUCUACUUUUUCCCCUGGCUGCGAAUGUGGCGCAGGGAGAGGAGCUCUGCGCACCCCCGAGAGCAGAAGCUGGAGCCUCUGCGGGGCCUGAUGAGCUGUCUGUCGAGCGGCCUUGGCCCUGCUCCCCAUCGCUCAGGUCGUGGCCUCCUCUGCCGCACCCCUGCCACCGCUGCCCAGACAGCCGGUGCAUUAAAAAUUUAAAGCGAAGCCCACCAUACUGCCUUCCUGACUCUGCCGCCGCUGCCACCAUUCGAUGCCAUCAUUCGGACUGGAAGCCCCUCUCCACACCUAUUUACAUACCGACAGGAUCUUCCUCCCUGGUGGGGUGCUUUUCCAUAUCAACCCCCCCCCAUGCCUAAGGGGCCCCUAUCAAGUCAGGCUUCCUGUUACUAUCAAAAGUGACUGCUUUCCUGUGCCCCCACCACCAAAAAAGAAAAAAACAAAACAAAACUCCCUUCACUGUCAGUAGUCUUAUAUGGAGAGAAGUAAAUAAUCCUGGCCUGAUCUCCCUGUCCGCCUCAUCCCCAUGCUGAUAUGUUCCCACAGCCCCAUCUCUUGGUCACCACCUUCCCCCUAGCCAGAAUUCUGCUGGGUAUCUGAAGAAUCUUCCCUUCCUGGGAACGAAUCUAAAGCCCUGUAAGCCAGGGUUGUAGGAAGUAGGCUGACAGAGGAGGGGUGAUUCCUAAGAAGCUGUCUCUUCACAAAAGCUGCCUCUUCAUGUGACCUGCCUCAGGAGACUGAUGUGGGUUGGAGGCCUUUCCUACAGUUAGUCCCCCAACCUGGCUUCUCCAGGCUAAGCCCAAUUUUGGAUGUUCUUAGCGUUAACCCACCUAGCUGUUAUUGAUACUUCCCUAGUAAAGUCCCAGGGCCACUGCUCCCUGCCAUCCCAUUUUAUUGUGUUGCUCGAAUCAGCCUGGGCUCCACUAACUCCCAACGUGGUGAGACGACUCCCAAAGCAGAGGACUUCUUUGUUAGCCUGCUUUUCGUUAGGGACUAACCUCAGCAUUAGAAGGGACACCAGGGCGUUAAGUUACAAAGACAGCCCAGUUUCUAGCUGGGGCCAAUGACUUUCAGCCUGGGCUGCCCCUUCGGACAGCAGACUUGGCCUGAUCUUUGGAAAAGCCAAAGGGGAGAGACGGGUGGACACCUAGAAUUUGUUUUCUGCCUUCCAAAGUUCUCUGGAAUUGACAAGUCCAGGAAAGAUCACAAAGUGUAUGACGGGCAACCAACUGAUGAAGAAGGUUUGUGACGAGAUGAUGGGGAUCUUGGGGAAGUUCCUCGGAAGUUCUUCAGUGGCUACACCCAAGCUUUGGGGCACAAGUCCAGACUGGGAGUGAGAGGGAUCCUAAGAUCUCUGGUACCAAAGAUUCAAGAUGAGUCACCUCUAGGUUAUCUCUUUGAAGAAAGCAACAAAGCUCUUAAGCUAUUUCUUAACAAUGUCUACAUCAGAGAUCCCUUCAAAUGUGGAAUGCUGUGUCAAGUCCUGGGCCUAUACCUCACCAAGAUACUGUCAGAAGACCUGAAGAGCCCUGAGACAAACUCCAGGGAGGGGCCUUCACACCUCAGCCUGGACAGAAGGAGAGGUCAGGUUUUCAGCCUGAAGGGGAACUAGUCCCUACUCUGGGAGCUGACAUCUUUCCUGUUGAAGCAGUCCUAUAACAGAAACAGUGCUCAGAGAAGGUGUGACUAUCCCAAAAACCUAUCCCUUAGAGGAUGACUGUCCCCAAAUCAGAAGACUAGAAAACACCCUGAAACAUCCAGAUAAGGACUGGGUUAAUGGGUUAUGACUCAGUUUAUGUUUCAAAUACAGUGCAAGACUUGAGGGUGGAAAUCCCAAGUGAGUGGGACAUUUUGCAAGGACCUGGGCCACUAACCCAACAGCCUGUCCCCAUCCCUGCCCUACCCUAGGUAGUUGCCAGCAUUCUGGAAAGCACUAGAUGAGGAAGGGUAGGAGUGUUGCUUUGAGGGGAGGGAGGAGAGGAGGAAGGCCUAGGUGUGGGAUUGGGAAAGAAGGAUAGGAAGGAAAUACAGUAGGGGCUACAGUGAUAGGAUGGGAGGCAGAAGGUGUAGGGGUUGGAAAAGUUGUAUUACUGAGCCAGGCGGCAAGCGGGUAAUGUUUCUCUAGGCCCACAGUGGAAAGAGGCUGGAAUUCAAAUAGAACUAAAGAGAUGUAAUUCUGUUUUCGAGUCUGAUGUCUCCCAGUAAGCCAGGGGCUGAGUCUGGAAGUCCAGACCCCUACUGACAAGCUGAUAUUCCUGCAACAGAACUAGGCAAAACCAGGAAGGUAAGAUUUCUUGGGCCUUUCACUGUUUUGACAUCGGCACCAGAGUUUUUAUCUCCCCUCCUCAUCCUUACUUUUCCUCCUUGUCUCAUCUUCCUGGGGAAAGCAGCCCCUAUUCAGCAUCCCCAGAGUACUCUCAAAACUAUCAAAAGGGCCUUCUCCCAGCUUCUCUGAAAGUGUCUGGUCCCAGCCAAGAUCCCUCCCUCAGCCCGAAGGGCCUUCUUUAGGGACCCAUGCCCAUCAACUUCUGAUAAGACAGACAUGCCAGAACAGGAAGUGGGGAGGCAGAGAUGAAGGCAAGUUAGUGCUGGCCUGCUCUCUGCUCCCACCCCACCCACAACACCCCUGUCCAAAUGUGUGUGUGCUAGUAUGAUUGUGAGUGUGAUUGGAUGAUUAUGGAAACACAACUAUAUGGGAGUGGGAAUUUGAGUUUAAUUGGGGCUGUAUGAUUUUGUCUAUGACUGUCCAAUCAUGAGUGUGACUUUGUGAGCUUAUUUGAGUGACCAAGGUGUGACUGUGAAUGAGGCCAUGGAUAUAUGAGUAUGAAUGUCUCACAUUACAUGCUACUGUGGACCCUUAGCUGUCGUUAGUCACUGUAUGUCAGUCCCCACAUCAUGCACUAUCCCUCUGCCCUACUUCUCUGACCAAGGCUUAGGAGCCCAUGGGAAAUGGCAUUACUAGAAGACGAAGGAGUCUAUGUCUACAGGCCAAAAUUUAAAGCUCAGGAGUGUCACAAGAUAAGCACUGCAUCUUCACCUGUCUCUGACUCACCUGGUGCCCCAGGUAAAAUACACUCAGAUAAAAGGUAGGACAGGAGGAGGAGAGAGAGGAAAGUGUCUCGGCUAGGCUAAACAGCAUGAAGUGGCUCUCGCCCACCAGCAGCCUCCUGCUGCUAUUGUUGCUCCUAAGCCCAGACCCUGGAGCAGGUAAGUACCUUGGGAUAGAAGUCUGGGAAUCUAGGUGAAAGGACUGAAGGGAAGGGGCCCAGGAAGUCCAUCCUUCAGCUAUGUAAUGAAGCAGUUCUGGGUCUGGAUCCUUCUAAACACACGGACCCAUUGUCCCAUAGCAUUGCUACUGCCACCCAGCACUACCUGCUGUACUCAGCUCUACAGACAGCCACUCUCCAAAAAGCUACUGAGGAAGGUCAUUCGGGUGGAACUGCAGGAGGCUGAUGGGGACUGUCAUCUCCAGGCUUUUGUGCUUCACCUGGCUCGACGCAGUGUCUGCAUCCAUCCCCAGAACCGCAGCCUGGCUCGGUGGUUUGAGCGCCAAGGGAAAAAGUUCCCAGGGAAAAGGCUCCCUGCCUGAAUCUGAUGCUACAAGGGAAAAUGGGCUGGAGUCCCCAACAGCUAAAAUAAUAAAGCAAGAUUAGACAAUGA
Messenger RNA from Ictidomys tridecemlineatus (thirteen-lined ground squirrel), 3823 nucleotides. Lineage: Eukaryota; Metazoa; Chordata; Mammalia; Rodentia; Sciuridae. The record is from RefSeq and is a predicted model, not a curated record.